Molecule: messenger RNA, 579 nt
Organism: Zychaea mexicana
Lineage: Eukaryota; Fungi; Mucoromycota; Mucoromycetes; Mucorales; Lichtheimiaceae
Exons: 1
Coding region: 146-490 (114 amino acids)
Biological process (GO): positive regulation of transcription by RNA polymerase II
Cellular component (GO): RNA polymerase II transcription regulator complex
Molecular function (GO): protein dimerization activity; DNA-binding transcription factor activity
Source: RefSeq, a predicted model, not a curated record
UAUAAGUUACUAUCUGAACGACAUUCUAUCGCUCGAGCAAGUAAUAAGCUACUACUUUUGAGACCGUACUUGGGAUGACGAUGAUAAGAAUAGCUCCAAAUUCUCUUUUCCUCUUCCUCCUCCUUUUUUAUUUAAAAAAGCAACUAUGAAUCCAACCUCUUCAUCGACUUUGACGGGAUAUUUCCACGGUACCAGUGGCGGUAGUAGUGAUGCCCAGCUGUGCCAUCGUCGUCGUCGUCGAUUAAAUCAUAAUGCGAACGAACGCAUGCGCCGAAGUCUCUUGAAUGCCCAGUACGACGCGUUGGCGCGCGCCCUUCCUGUGUCACCGUGGAACUACAAUGGUCGUCCGUCAAAGCGGCACAUCAUCGAGGCAGCUUUGCAAUGGGUCUAUUACACCCAUUCCAAAGAGCAACAAUACCAUGAGGAACUGCGACGCCUUCAGAUCGAAAAUUCCAGACUUGUUAACGAGAUUCAGCGACGACGCGUCUGAUGAGAUUUCGGGAGCAAGAACGGGGUGUGAAAGAGAGAAAGAUGGAAGAAGCUUUUUUGUAUGUAAUAUUGAAAUAUAUGUACUGUGUA